CGCGCUCUUGUGGGCGUAAAGGAGCCGGGAAGAGGAAGGAAACGCGCACAAACCACUGGCUCAGGUGCAAUACAACAAUCCCUGCAGCCUGAUCAGACAGUACAGGAAAAAGAUUAGAUUAUAGCAGAUAUCCUUUUGACUUUGCAGGGGUGGAGCUACGUUAAUCUGGGCAGCACGUGGACGGUGCGCGGCGGGCGAGGCGCUCCAGUGUGUGGCGCGAGGAGAGCGAGAGAGAGAGAGAGAAACAGAGAGAGAGAGAGAGAGAGAGAGAGGAUGCUGAGGAGAGCAGAGUCGGUGGAUAGCUAGUAGGGCGCGUGGAGCACUGUGUCCACCGGUGACGGUGAUAUGCAUGAUACCAUCCACAGAGUAACUCUUUUUAAAUAAUAAUAAUAAUAAUAAUAAUAAUAAUAAUGGACUAACUGGAGUAAGGAAUUCUGCGCGGAAGGAGAAAGCGGAGACGGGAGCGAGAUGAAAGUAACGCACAGACAGAAGAGGAGGAACGCGGGGAAAACGGCUACCGCGCGAGCCACAAGGGACGUCGGGAAUACAGCGGUGCGCUGCCUUUACGCUUAAAAAGACAUCCACUAAGGAUUUCCCAACAAACAAAACAAAGCAAACAAACAAAAAAACAGUCCUGCCUCAGAAUGGAUAACUUGAGUUUUUUCAGCGGGAUGGACUAUGCCAAUGUCACUGGGAAUUUUACCAGUCGCUACACUCUGGCCACUGUCAUAGGACUCGCCGGGUUGGUAAGCUUCAUCAUUUUGUUUACUAUAGUUGGAAAUGUACUGGUGGUGAUCGCGGUGCUGACGAGCAGAGCGCUCAAGCCACCCCAGAAUCUUUUCCUGGUGUCUCUGGCCACUGCAGACAUCCUGGUGGCCACACUCAUCAUGCCUUUCUCUCUGGCAAACGAACUAAUGGGUUACUGGUUCUUUGGGCAAGUCUGGUGUGAUAUCUAUCUCGCACUGGACGUCCUCUUCUGCACAUCGUCCAUUGUUCACCUGUGUGCCAUCAGCCUAGACAGGUACUGGUCAGUAACGCAGGCAGUGGAAUACAACCUGAAGCGCACGCCACGCCGAGUGAAGGCAAUGAUCAUAGUGGUGUGGCUGAUCUCGGCUGUGAUCUCCUUCCCGCCACUCAUCUCCAUGGACCGGAGCAGUGAAGGCGGUGAGCGGGAGCCACAGUGUCAGCUUAAUGACCACACGUGGUACAUCCUGUACUCCAGUAUUGGCUCCUUCUUUGCACCAUGUCUCAUCAUGAUCCUUGUCUAUGUGCGCAUCUACCAGGUGGCCAAAACACGCACUCGGAACAUGUCAGAGAAGCGUCAUGAGCCGGAAGAAGCACCACGCCUUGAAAACAGUCUGAGCCGAGACGACUCCGGCCGGCAGAAUGGUCACUGUGCAUCUCCACCUCAGCCUGUUAAUAAAAAACCUUCCGAGGAUGAACCUGAUGUGGAACUGGAUGACAGCAGCUCCUCAGAUGAGAAGGCCAAGCCGCCACGCCGUGAGUCAGCAGCAGGCCGGAGAGAACGCCGGACCAGCCGCAAGAACAGCUCCAGCUCCAAGCACUCGAGCCGCAAGUCCCGUGCAAGCAGCAAGUCCCUGGACCUGUUCUCCUCCCGCAGGAAGAGAAGGAGCACCAUGUCCAGGAAGAAGAUCUCACAAGCCCGUGAGAAGCGCUUCACCUUUGUCCUGGCUGUGGUCAUGGGUGUGUUUGUGGUCUGCUGGUUCCCGUUUUUCUUCAGCUACAGUCUGUACGGAAUCUGCCGGAAGCCUUGCGAGAUCCCUGACCCUCUCUUCAAGUUCUUCUUCUGGAUUGGCUACUGCAACAGCUCCCUCAACCCUGUUAUCUACACCAUCUUUAACCAGGACUUCCGCAGAGCCUUCCAUAAGAUCCUGUGCAAGUCCCUGAAGAGAUCUUUUUAGAGGAGCAUGAUGGUUGGGUGGUCCUAAGGGCACAAACACCAGGUUCACCUGACAGAAAAGCCAUGGAUGUUUACAAGAAAUACAUUUGUACUGUAUUUUGGCAGCAGCACUAUUCAAACGCCAACUGUCCCUCGGCAUCAACGCCUUGACAAUCUUCCCACAACAUAGAUAUUAAUGAUGAUCUGUUUUAUUGAUUAAAGCACUGAGCUCUGUCAGGACGGCAGCUGUAGUCUGUCAGUUCAUACAGUAGCAAGGUCCUUCAAAAAACGCCCACCUAAAAGCAGCGACACUGUACUGUGUUUGCGGAAACAGACUUAUCUUAAUUACAGCCACAGGCACUUGUGCGUUACUAAGAGACAUAUUUAUGAUCAGUUUGCACAUAUGGCUUUCAUCUUUGGGACUAGAGGGCUAUGUAACAUGAAAGGUCAUUUCCUUUUUAACUGGAGAGAUAUAAUAUGAAAAGGGGAAAUUACGGGACUGCAUAUUGUUUGUUUGUUUGUUUUAUUCAGCAGACAAAAGUGGACAUUGUUUAGUUAGGGAAUAGUAGAGGUUCAGGCCCUACAGAGGGAUAUGAAAGGUAGAUGCGAUGUGUGUUCUCCUGCUAUUGCAAGGCACCUCUGGAGGAAAGAAAAUCCAACAGGGCUUUAAAUUGCGUGCCAUUACCUUAAACUGUCUGCAACUCACAUGCUUUUAAUAAACACUGGAUUGCUGCUGAAGCUCUAUAUGAUAUGAUGCCAUUACUGAAAACCAUACUGAUCACAUAUUUGCAUUGUUACAACAAAGCUGUGUAUGAUUAUAUAUAAGUAUUUAUAAGAUUACUGUUCUUCAUAAUUUGUUUAGGAAUUUCUGAACAACUGAUGCCGUUCCGUGCCCAUGCUUGUUGGUUGUAUCAUAUUGUACUAUGGCACUGUAUAUGACGACACUGUAUGAUAUACAUUACAAAGGGCAAAGCCAUUUUUAUUGUUUCUUUUUUGUAUGUCAUGAAACUUUUUGCCCUACCUGUGUGUUGGGCUAUGAUUUUUUUUUCCUGGCUCCGCCUUCUUGUGAUAUAUUUAAAUUGGCCAAACCGGUCACCACAAGCACAUUUGAUGAAUGAAAGAAAUUGAAUAAAUAAAUUAAUUAUACUUCUUCCUUACCUCUAUAAACAUAGUAUAUUAUGGCUUUGUGGUUCUUUCCUGACUACCACUUGCAUUUUGGGCUGAAUUGUGUGUUAAUCAGCAUCACAAAAUUGCAAUACUUCUAUUAACAAGUGACAUUUUUAUGUGUAUUGUACUGGCCAAUCUCAGACAUUUCAGAUACAACUUGUUGAAAUGAACAGAGGCCAGUCUUUAACAUGAAACAUCAUUCAUCUUUAGUAAGCACUUUAUCCUGGUCACGAUCGUGGUGGUGGAUCCAGGAUCAGUGGGUGUGCGCAGGGAAUACACCCUGUCCAUCUCAGGGCACCACACACCCAUUCACACACUCAUUCACACCUAGGGGAAAUUUAUCAUAGCCAAUCUACAUACCUGCAUGUUUUUUUGAAGGGGGAGGAAACCAGAGAACCUGGAGGAAACCCACAUGGACACAGAGAAUACAUGCACAGAAGCUCCACACCGACAUUAACGCAAGCUCAGGAUUGCACCAGGGACCCUAGACUGAGAGGCAGCAAUGCUACCUGCUGCACCACUGUGCCACCCAUGGGUUAAUCAGUUUGUUUAAAUGUAUUGCUAGAUUUAUCACAAUAUAAUAUAAUGUUUGUCCAUAUUUUGCAGUACUAAUUUCAAUUACUUUAAUACAUUAAUAAACACACAAACAAGUGUUUUUACACUUCUAAGGUUGUAAAACCAAAAACUGACAUAUUUGUAAUUCACUUUUUUCAACUGCAAAUCGGAAGUCCAUGAUACUCUGCUCUCAAUGGAAAUAACAGCUGAGUGGAUAAAGGAAGGAAUAUUUAUAUGAUUAACUUGUUGAAUGCAUCAGAG
Molecule: messenger RNA, 3883 nt
Organism: Pangasianodon hypophthalmus (striped catfish)
Lineage: Eukaryota; Metazoa; Chordata; Actinopteri; Siluriformes; Pangasiidae
Gene: adra2c
Product: adrenoceptor alpha 2C
Exons: 1
Coding region: 645-1922 (425 amino acids)
Biological process (GO): regulation of vasoconstriction; platelet activation; regulation of smooth muscle contraction
Cellular component (GO): membrane
Molecular function (GO): alpha2-adrenergic receptor activity
Source: RefSeq, a predicted model, not a curated record